Molecule: messenger RNA, 1647 nt
Organism: Adineta ricciae
Lineage: Eukaryota; Metazoa; Rotifera; Eurotatoria; Adinetida; Adinetidae
Source: the annotation of a GenBank genome assembly
AUGCUUUAUCGCCUAAAUGCAAUGUUAUCUUCGUUCGCAACAGCAUCCUCGUCGCCACACGAAACGUCCUCAUCUUGGUGGAAGUUCAGUUUCACAACGGGUUCAUGUGCAGCACUAGCGGCAAGUUUCUUUCAGUCACCUGAGGACUCAUCAACAUCGAAUGUUGUUGAUAAAUUUUUAUUAAAUCAAAUGAUUAGUAAGGGAGCUUACACAAAUGGUUUUCACCAUGACGAACCAUUACGGAUUCUUCUAUUUGCCGAAAGUUUUCCAUCGUUCACUAGUGGCAUAACACGUCGAUUCAAAGAAAUUAUUCGACGUUUAGCUAACCGAAAACAUCAUAUUCACGUAAUUACUGGUUGCAAAAAUGCUUUGACAUGGGUUGAAGGAAACGAUAUACUUCAGACCUAUGUUACAUUCUCCUCAUUGCCAUCAACUGAAUUUACCAACAAAAUCGACUGUGCUUGCCCGUUUCUUUUUCCUAAUCCAACUAUGUAUUCAGCGAUUCGUCGAUUUUCACCUGAUGUCAUUCAUAUUGUUGAACAAACACCAGCAGCCAUGUUUUGUGGUGCCAUUGCUAAAUCUCUCAAUAUCCCGAUCGUGUGGUCAUCACAUACCAAUAUCGACUUCUACCUUUCAACUUACAUGCGUUCGUACGCUGUGACUAUGACUCGAUCUCUGUACCAAUUCAUUCGCUUGAAACACUUAAUCUAUUCAUCAGCCAAUUUAACAGUUAGUAAAGAUUUUGCCGAAUUUAUGGAAAACACAGGUAUACCUCGGCCAGUUAUUGUUUGGAAGACUGGUGUCGAUUCUGAACUAUUCAACCCUAAUCGACGUUCACAAUCGAUGCGUUACCGUAUGUUUGGAACAUACAAUAACUUUACUGAACAACAAAUGGAUUCGAUAACGCUAUUUCUUUGCGUCGGUCGAAUAUCUCCGGAGAAGAAUUUCGAAUUUCUAUCACUUGUAUUAGAUCGCAUACAAAAUCAAACAUUUCUCUGUAUUAUUGGUGAUGGUCCAUAUCGACAAACCUUAGAACCCGUAUUUCCCAAAGAUCGCGUAUACUUUUUUGGUUAUCUCGGCGGAGAAGAGCUAGCGAGCGCGUAUGCAAGUGCUGAUUAUUUUCUGUAUGCAUCAGUUAGUGAAACAUUCGGACAAGUUUACUUAGAAGCUAUGGCGAGUGGAACACCAGUGGUCGCAGCAGAAGGUGGACAAUUGAAAGAAUUCUUUGUCAAUGGUGAACACGGAUAUUUAUGGAAACCAGAUGAUCUAGAUUCAGCCGAAGAAGCUGUCCGUCGUGCUAUGAAAGAUCGCGAGUAUUUGUCGAUAAAAGCACAACAACAAGCAUUGAAACAUUCAUGGGAUUCUGCUAGUGAUCAAUUGAAUGAAAUCUAUUACGAUGCUGUAACACAAAGACGUAAGCAGAAUGCGAAGAAGACAAUGAAUAUAUUCAUCACUGGUAUACGUUUGUUUUAUUACGGACUGAUUUGGUUGAUAUUGAUGUUACUUGCGUUACUUUUCAUGGCACCAUUUGUCAAAGUUUCGUCGCCACUAACCAAUUCUAUACAAAAGAAUGAUAGAAAUAAUAAUAGCUGUUAUCAAAAUAAACAUAAUUCAGUAGUGACAAAAGACUCUUCCUCUUCGAGAUAA